Messenger RNA from Lates calcarifer (barramundi perch), 3058 nucleotides. RefSeq names its product 7-methylguanosine phosphate-specific 5'-nucleotidase. Gene Ontology annotation, cellular component: cytoplasm. The record is from RefSeq and is a predicted model, not a curated record. Gene Ontology annotation, molecular function: magnesium ion binding; 5'-nucleotidase activity. The coding region runs from base 196 to 1146 and encodes 316 amino acids. The transcript is spliced from 10 exons. Lineage: Eukaryota; Metazoa; Chordata; Actinopteri; Centropomidae.
CGCUGCGGGUGUGACACGCACUGAGAAUGUAAACAAAUCACUCAAACCUACAGUCGACUGUGAAAUGAUACAUUAUUUCAUCAUUUACUAAAUGCUUUUAGAUACAAACAACUUGUCGUUUAUGUAUGUAAUGUAUUUUUAACGGUUGACGGCGGUUGACACCUUGCGGCUGACUCGUCAUUUCUCCAUUUGAAAAUGGUAUACCAUAUUCCCUGGAUCUACACACCAGUGCGGACUGUCCUGGCCAUCUGGCACCAGCUGACCAAGACCGAGAUCCCAGAGCUGGCCAAGUGCUCUGUACUGAUGAGGGAGCGCAGCAGAGUGGAGGAGACGAUCCACGCCAUGCAGCGAGCAGGUGCAGGUAGUCUGCAGGUAAUCUCAGACUUUGACAUGACGCUGACCAGAUUCGCUCACAAUGGCAAGAGAGUGCCCACCACCCACAACAUCCUGGAUAACCGGUUGUUGAUUAAUGAAGACUGCACUAGAAAGAUGAGGGAGCUGUUGAACACCUACUAUCCCAUAGAGAUUGAUGCAAGCCGGAGUGCUGAGGAGAAGCUGCCUCUCAUGGUGGAGUGGUGGACCAAAGUUCAUGAGCUGCUAAUUGAGCAGAAGAUCAGAAGGGACAUGCUCGCCCAUGCUGUCAAGGAAUCCAGUGCUAUGCUCAGGGACGGCUACAAAGUGUUUUUUGAAUGUCUCGCUGAGCACCAGGUUCCUCUGUUGAUCUUCUCGGCUGGUGUUGGAGACGUCCUGGAGGAAGUGAUCCGACAGAACCACGUCUUCCAUCCCAACAUCCACAUCAUCUCCAACUACAUGGACUUUGACCAAACUGGGGUCCUGCAAGCCUUCAAAGGUCAACUGAUCCACACUUUCAAUAAGAGGGAAGGUGCUCUGUCACACGCAGCUGGCCUCAGGGAGCUGCAGGGUCGACCCAACGUGGUGCUAAUGGGAGACUCUCUGGGAGAUCUGACCAUGGCUGAUGGGGUGUCGGAGCCUCAGAAUGUCCUGACCAUCGGCUUCCUGAAUGACCAGGUGGAAGAGAGGAAGGAAUCGUACAUCAACUCCUUUGAUGUCGUGCUGGUGAAAGACGAGACGCUGGACAUACCGAAUGCUAUCCUCAGAUACAUCACCUCUUCAAGAGACGAGUAAGACACACAAGUGGACUUGUUCACGCCAUACAGUGUUGCAUACUGGACAAUCGCACAUCAUCACUUACCUCAGACCAGAUUUUGAAACUUUUUUAACCUGUGUCCACUGAAGCGGGUUAAUGGUGCAAAUCUCUCACAAUCUGUCCUUGGAACUCUUUUUUAUUUUUACACUUACAGUGUUUUGACUUGUCCAGAGGUUUAAAAGAUCUAAAUUAGGUCAUUUAUUUGCAACUUAAGUUUUGUAAAAUUUGUGAUUUAUGUCAGCCAAGUAGAUUUUUAUUGUUGUGUUGGCUACAAGGUAAUCAUUUUCCUGACUGUCAGGGUAGAAACAGUAGCACCAGAAUGCAACAUGCCACCUUAACAUAACUCAGUGAAAGAAGAACUUAUAUUGUAUUGUUUCAAAUACAUAGUGUUUACUAGUAGCCCUCCUUUUGAAAACAAAUCAGCAACCUCUUGAAACUAUGCAGUGUAUUUCUAAUUUUCUGUAGCACAAAAUACUUUCUAAUUUUUACUUUGAUGUUUAACUGUAUGAGGAUUUACAGUGUGCUCACAUACAAGCAAAGGUGUAACAUUUUGUAGCUGUCUCUUUAUCUGCCAAGUCCUCUGCUUCAUAUUGACAUUGCUGCUCUGGUGUGUUUUGUGUAUUACCUCUGUGUACUUAAUGCUCCAGACUACAUAUACUGUACUGUACAUAUAGGGAAUUAAUAUACAGGCAGUAGGUAAGUUUUUCUAACCUAGACAGUAAAGGUAAACAUAGUAAUAUCAGCAUCAAUCAGAAAGCUUAAGUCCAGCAGGAGAAUAUACAAUCUGGGAUGUGUGUGUUCUUAACAAGUGUAGUCUGAGACACUGUGGCUGCUAUAUAGACGGACUUAACAUUGGGCUAGUUGCACUUUACUAUAGGUCUAAUACUUGUGUAGAAGAAAACAUGAAUAUGGGUUAGUCUGAAAGUGUGAUCUUCCCAGCGAAAGGUAGAGUUCACAAUUUUUUUUAUUUUUUUUUUAAAAGCCAUUUUAUUUAUUUUAAGUUGGUGUUUUUGUACCAGGAAAAAAGAGCAAAGUUUUAAUAAUGACUGCCCCCUGAAUUCCUUUAGUGCUAUUAAUAAUGAUCUUUAACAUUAAUUCCACAGAAGUUGGAAAAAAAAAGUGAACUAUGCCUUUAAAUUAUCUCUUGAUGUCACUAAUAUUUCUGCGUUGCAGUCUUAUGUCCAUGACAUGGUCAUUACGUUAAUGGCCAUGAAUCAUGUUAUUAUUUUUUAAUUCUUUUAUUAGAAAUGCAUCAAUAUUAAUACUUUCAAAAUAAUGCUUUUGGUCUGUUACUAAUUGAAUCUUAAACUGAAUACUGUUAGGACACAAUUACAGAGAUAUGCAUCAUUUAAAAUGCUGCUUCUGAUCUCCAGGAUGCAGACUUGCAACAUUUCUUAAAGUCACACCAUUGGUAGACAUCUGUCUUUGUGAUCACCUUCACUGGGGAAAAUCCUGAAUAUGCCAUAUAAGAUAGUAUUAGCUUCUACCAACAGUUUAUUUAUUUUAGUUAUUUCAGAUAUCAGUGUUGGGUGUAUUUUUUUAUGUGCAGCUUAAAAAAACCUUAAUGUCAGCAGCUACCAACACUUUACCUAUUCAUAGGUGCAUCUCUGUUUUUGUCAUAUGUAGUCAUUGCAGAUGUCAGAUGAUUUCCUAUGCACCUCAUCCUAUGUGAUACAAGUUGUAGAAAAACUGAAACUAUGUUCAUUUUCUUAGAAACAUUUUAAUUAAUGUGACUUUCAGGGACAAAUAAAGGUGCUUGUUUGGUUUUCUGAAACACAACUAUCAAACUCAAACACUCAAACAACACAAAACUCCACAAAAAGAUCCUUUGCACUAUUUUCUUGUCAUUUAAAAACUGUCCAUUAUUAAAAAUGACACUGUAUGGGAAAA